Molecule: messenger RNA, 4045 nt
Organism: Chroicocephalus ridibundus (black-headed gull)
Lineage: Eukaryota; Metazoa; Chordata; Aves; Charadriiformes; Laridae
Gene: RUSC1
Product: RUN and SH3 domain containing 1
Exons: 10
Coding region: 174-3515 (1113 amino acids)
Cellular component (GO): cytoplasmic vesicle
Molecular function (GO): protein binding
Source: RefSeq, a predicted model, not a curated record
CGGGGGGGGUGGUACCGGAGCACCGCCCCGCGGGAGGGGCGGGGCCGGGGCGGCUCCCGGGCGGGGCCGGGGCUCCUCCACCCCGCAAACCGCAUUCGCCGCCGCAGCGCGACGAGGGAGCUGGAUGGUCUGAAGAGAGGAGCUGUGGGGGUCUCUCUGAGGAGCCCUGGCGCAUGAGCAGCAUCAUGCUGGCUCCCAAGAAAGGCCUGCUGUGCAACCUCAACCACAUCCAUCUGCAGCACAUCUCCCUGGGGCUGCACCUCUCCCGGCACCCAGAGCUCCAAGAGACCUCCACCUCCGUGGGUGGAGGAGACCAGACCGGCUGCAGCGACUGCCCGGAGAACUGUGAGCAAGUGGAUGCCAAUUCCAACAAUCCCUCCUUGAAAUGCCGGUGUUGUGAGUCCCACGCUCAGGAGCCGGUGACGUUGGGUCUCCAGAACCAGGCAGCUCAAGAGGAUUUCCCCUACCUGCAUGCUGGGGAGGAGGCGACUUCCCCUUGUGAUCCCCCUUGUGAUCUGGCUUCCUCCUCCUCCUCCUCCUCCUCUGUCAGUAGCUGCUCGGAUUUCAGCUUGGAUGACUCCCCGGUCUCCGUGUACUGCAAGGGGUUCUCCAGAGAAGGGUCCCAAUCCCCUGAAAAUCAGCCCAACGUCAUUCCCAUAGAAGACAUCCAGUUGUUGGCUGACCAGGGGAGGACGUGCGAUGGAAGAGACACGAACCUCAACCCCCUGCUGCUCCAGAGAUCAGACACCUUGGCUGGAGCGAGCCCGGACAGCCUCUGCAGCAGCACCUUGCUUGAUUCCCAGUGCGAUGAGACCUUUCCCAGUGCAGUCGCGCAGGAGACCACCAGCAUCUGCGCCGACCUUGACCCUAACUGCAACUCCCUCCCCAACCCCGAUGCCACGGCUCCGGCACUGCCAUCCCCAAGACGAUGGGAUUCUGGUCUGAGCAGAGCUCCUGAGCUGCAGCCCCGAGCUGGCAGUGUCCCCCCGCCCGUGCCCCCCCGGCCCCGAAGACGGCUGCAGGUUCUCAAUGCGCAGAGGGCAGAGCAGCUGCUCCUGCCCAUAGAGCCGGCGCCUGGCUCGGGUGACCUCUGCAGAGAUGCGGGCAAGAAGACCAUCACCUCCUUCCACGAGCUUGCCCAGAAGAGGAAGAGGAACACCGCUGGGCCCACUCCUGCCCAGGCCAGGGCUGACCGGAGCGACUGGCUGAUCGUAUUCUCACCUGACACAGAGCUGCCACCCCCCAGCGAGCUCCUCUCCAACGCCACGGGCCAGGAGCCAGCCCGGCCCCAGCUCCAGCACGACUGGCCGGCAAAACCACCCAGCUCCAGGCAGAGAGAGGUGACCACGUUCAAGGAGCUGCGGUACCGCAGUGCCUCCAGCAAGCCCAAGGGCCAGCCAGCCGGCGAGCGGGCAGAGCUGGUGGCAUCUCAGCACCCGCCUGCACCCCUCGAGGUGGCCAUAGGUGGCGACGGCGCAGGCUGGGUGCCACCUGCGCCUCUGGGCGCACACUUGCUGGCACCCAUGGAAAGCCACCAGCCGAAGAGGAGGCGAUCCCGGCCGGGACUGCAGCCCAUCGCAGAGGCGCAGCUGGGGGCCGCAGAGGAGGGGGGGCCGCCACCGGGAGAGACGGGGCUGGGCUCCGCCUGUGGCAAAGACACCCCGGUUCUUCGGAGGCUCGGGGGACCCGCUGGGGACCCCCGGGUGUCGGGGACGGUGGAGAGCAGAGACGAGCCCUGCAGGGAGGCCAGGCCCGCCGCGGGGAGCACGGAGGGAGCCCGCCGGCCCCGCGGGGAGCAGAAGAAAGCCCUGCUGGUCGCCAUCAGCGCCGCCGUGGAUAAGAUCAUCGCCCACUUCAGCGCCGCGCGGAACCUGGUGCAGAAGGCCCAGCUGGGAGACAGCCGGCUCAGCCCAGACGUGGGCUACCUGCUGCUGCACACCCUCUGCCCUGCGCUCUACGCCUUGGUGGAGGACGGGCUGAAGCCGUUCCAGAAGGAUGUUAUCACAGGCCAGAGGAAAAAUUCCCCCUGGAGAGUGGUGGAAGCCUCUGUGAAGACAGGCCCCAACGCCCGCUCCCUCCACUCCCUGUGCUGGCACGUGGCCGGGCUGGCCCCUCUCAGCAGCGCCAGACAGAAGUUUCAUGCCUUUAUCCUUGGCCUUUUGAACAUUAAGCAGCUGGAGCUGUGGAUCUCUCACUUGCAGAAGAGCCCAGGUGUAAUCUCCGUGCUGUAUUCACCCACGGCCUUCUUUGCCCUGAGCCAAGGCCCUCUUCCCCACCUCGCCGACGAACUGCUGCUGCUCAUCCAGCCCCUCUCGGUGCUGACUUUCCACCUUGACCUGCUCUUUGAACACCACCACCUCUCCAUGGACGUAAGACCCUUGUCCCGUCGGCUGGAGUCACCUCUGUCGCCCGCCCAUCGCUCUGCUCAGGCUGUGCAGCCUUCUCCAGAGGGCCAAAGUGGUGCUGCGGGGGCCAGCCUGGAAGAUGAGACGCCCCCCGAUGCUCUGGGGAGGGUGGCCGGUGCAGAGGGCAACGAAAGGGCCCAGUCCCAAGCAGCCGUGCGUGGGCUCAUCCCUGGCCCCGAAGUGGGGGCUGCCCUGCAGCAGACCUUCCAGCACGUGCUGCGGUGGGGCAACCAGCUCAGUCGUACUUUCCUGGGAGCUGACAGCUCCCCGGAGACCCACAGGCCCGAGGCAGGCCCUCGGGAUGCUGGGGCUGGCUGGUGGGGCCAGCUGAGCCAGGCUUCCAGGAUUUAUGCUGCUCCUAGCAAGGAAAAGUUCCCCUUCGUCUGGUGGACAAAGCUGCGGAUGGCUGCGGGGGAUUCCAGCCCCGGCCAGGCUGCGCGACCCCAACCGUCCGUGAAUGAGCCUAGAGGCACGGAGCUGCAGCUCCUGCAGACCAAAGCUGGCCCUGAACUCCCCGGUCCAAAGCCCAGCAGCAGUGCCGACACCUCUGGGACCUCUUCCCCUGAAGACCUCAUUGUGCCUGCUGGAGCUGGAGCACCCACCAAGCUGGAUGAUCCCGCUGCUGGAGAGAAACUCCUGCCUGUUUCCCCGGAGCCUUGUGCGAACAGGAAUCAGGCAGCACCUUCUGACCCAGAGGCGGAUGGUCCUCCUGGUCCUGACAAGGGCAGCUGGCUGGGCCGGCUCUUUGGGGCCACCAGCCCCUCUGCCAGGAGCUUCCCGCCCAGUCCUGACGCCAUCUCAGCUCGGUCCAGGAGACCUUCCAGCUGGCUGUCCCCCAGCGCACGUGUCCUGGCUGUGGCAGUGAAGGGGCUGGCGGCUGAGAAGAGCCCUGCUCAGGAGGAGCCGGAGAAGAACUCGUCUGUCUCGCCGCAGGCCCCCAGGGCGGUUCGGGCGCUGUGUGACCACACGGGCGCUGCCGACGGUCACCUGAGCUUCCAAAAAGGGGACAUCCUGCAGCUGCUCUCCACCGUGGAUGAAGACUGGAUCCGCUGCUGCCAUGGAAACAACACUGGCCUGGUUCCUGUCGGUUACACGUCUCUCAUUUUGUGAGGAGGCGGAGGAGACCUGAGGAAGCGACUGAGCUCGCCGAAGCAGAUGCCACCUCCGGGAAGGCCCAUCUCCCGCCACGGCUUCACCGCCCUCGGGGCUGGCAGUCCUGCAGGGGACCCUGCCCUGGUCCCUCUCGCUGCUGCUCGUUCGCAUGAUGUUACUGUCUGCCGCGGGUGCACCCCGUGAGCCACUGCUGCGCGUGUCCCCGCAGACCUGCUGGCACUUCACUGUGGCGCCCGGUCGGGAACUGCUCUUGCUCGUGUUUCCUCAGCUGCUGCCCACGUCUGUGCGGGGGGAGGGAAGGGCCCCGGCCCCGCGCGGUGCUCACGGGCCUGUGUGUUGUCUCCGUGCUGUUGUGUCCCGCCACUACUGCCACCUCCACGUGCCCUGCUCUGCCCCGUGGCGGGGGCUGGUGGCCCAGGCUGGCCCCAGCUGCUGCUGUGCAGUCCCAGCAUUCUGUGAAUAGUUGUAACCACGGGAAUAAGCUUAUUCCGGGGGGAAGACUGGAAAUAAAGGUUGUGACUCACGUG